Messenger RNA from Benincasa hispida (wax gourd), 1950 nucleotides. RefSeq names its product 2-oxoglutarate (2OG) and Fe(II)-dependent oxygenase superfamily protein. The record is from RefSeq and is a predicted model, not a curated record. NCBI's taxonomy places the organism in Eukaryota, Viridiplantae, Streptophyta, Magnoliopsida, Cucurbitales, Cucurbitaceae.
GGCAGUUUUCCCAUCCCAAUGCUGUUUCAUACGCACAAAGCCCUAAAUGGCGGAUUCAGAAGUGGAAGAACAGAGAACAAAAAUGGCGGAAAAUACCAAAAUACUCCAAAUCUAUGAGCUUCAGUAUUCCGACCUGUUGCUCCUGUCUUCUCCUUACCAUUCUUCAUCUUCACUGCAAGAGGACGAACGGAUUGAAUCCAUUACCAAAUCUAUACUUGAAGCCCUAGGCCCCAAUGGACCUGGCCUUCUUGCAGUCACCGGCGUCCCUAAUUCUUCUGUUCUCCGGCGAGCAUUACUUCCUCUCGCUCGCAAGCUCGCCUUGCUCAAUCCUGAUCAUCGCAAACGGAUACUUAAGGAUCAUAACUUAGGGAGUGAUGUUCCCUUGAGGAAUCCAGAAAGAAGCGUCUCCUCUUUUGCAAUGCAACUCAAAUAUACAGAGAGUAAAAAAUUCAUGCAGAAUAAUCAAAGCCAGAGAGGGGAUGAACAGUCACUUGGUUCACAACUUGAUUUUUUUUGUGAUUCAAUCGAGAAGGAAUUUCAGGACAAUGAAUUUAAACAUCUUGGUGAUUCAUUUAAAGAGUUGGGAAGUUGCAUGAUGGAACUGGGGCUUCGCAUUGCACGUAUAUGUGAUCAGGAAAUCGGUGGUCGAGAGUUAGAACAGAGCUUGUUAGAGUCAUGCACUGCCAAAGGCCGUCUCAUACACUACCAUUCUGCUCUGGAUGCUCAGCUUUUAAGAAAACCAGCAAAUAGCAAAGGAACUGCAAGAAACCAAGCUAGUUCUAGAAGAAAUAGAGAACAACGCAUAGAAAGUAGACAUGAGACAUCCGAUAGUAAUGGACUAUGUCAAUCGAAUACAAAUCUAUGGCAGCAAUGGCAUUAUGACUAUGGUAUCUUCACUGUUCUAACAACGCCCAUGUUUCUUUUGCCAUCAAAUACACUCGAAACUGGAGCACAAGAUCUAUGUUGCUAUAGCGAGUGUACUUCUCCCAGUGGGCAUUUGUAUUUGCAGAUUUUUGAUCCGUGUAAGAACGAUGUUUUCAUGGUUAACUCCCCACCAGAAAGCUUUAUCAUCCAGGUGGGCGAAUCGGCUGAUAUUAUAUCGCAAGGAAAGCUUCGAUCCACUCUUCACUCUGUGUGCAGACCUUCUAAGCAAGAGGACUUGUGCAGAGAAAUGUAUGUUGUAUUCUUGCAGCCAGCUUGGAACAAAACAUUUUCAAUGUCUGGCCAUCCCACUGAAAGCUCAAUGUUGUCCGAGGAUAGGAAAGUACUUGUUGAAAAGGAAGAUAGGGUAAUAACUCGAGAAAUCCAGAAAAUAGUUCCGCCGUUAGCGUCCAGAUUGAAGGAAGGGAUGACAUUUGCGGAGUUCUCACGUGAAACCACCAAGCAAUAUUACGGAGGAAGUGGUUUGCAAUCCAACAGAUGAUUUGGUUCUUCAGUUAAGAGCUAAGUUUUCUCCGCAAAAGUUAACUUUAUCAUCAUCAUCAUUAUUAUUUUAAUCUUACCGCCCAACCCACCGGUUAACAUUAGCUGAUCGAUGAAAUUUUCUUACUGCAUGGUCUUUUAUCCAAGUUCUAUAUUUUAACUGCUAAGAGUCGUGAAUUUAGUCUAAUGUGGAUAGAUCCUGAAAUUUGCUUCUAAAAGAUACAAGCAGAUCCAUGGUUUUUCAGUUAUACUCUUUUGAUCUCACUCUUUUUCUCUAAAUGAGAUAAGAGUUCAAAAUCUGAGCAAAUCAAGACUGUUUAGAAAAUAACAGAAGGAUCCAAUAGGAAAAGAAAAGUGGUGGUAGGAAUAGCUUUGCCCUGGCAAGUAAACAUCAGAAAGCCAUGCUAAGGAUUAAAACUGAAGUGAUAUUUUGAUAUAUCAAGGAUCAAAAUUAACAAAACUAGCCUUAAAAUAAAGCAUUGAUUUGUAUACAAAAAAUCCUCCUGCAUUGGCUGUGAAAUAGACCAU